Molecule: messenger RNA, 5238 nt
Organism: Folsomia candida
Lineage: Eukaryota; Metazoa; Arthropoda; Collembola; Entomobryomorpha; Isotomidae
Exons: 4
Coding region: 30-1778 (582 amino acids)
Source: RefSeq, a predicted model, not a curated record
UAUCGGUAGGAGGUUGUGGCCAACUAGUUAUGGAGGAAGUUAGUGAAGUAAGUGAAAUCCCAGAUGAAAUCCCAGAUAUUAUUAAAGAUGACGAGAAAGUUCUUACUCCAUACACAUUUCCAGAAAUGGUAAUUGGGAACUUGAUGUGCACUGCCAUCGGGCAGAAUCAGAUUGGUCGCUUCUCCCUGGAGAAACUCGCUCCCAUUUCCCCAAACCCGACUUCUUGGUGUACAAACAUUCCAAAAGUGUUGGCCGCAUGUCAAAUAGAGCUACAGACAGAGCCUGAAAUUGAAUCAGUAUUAAUUACCAAAGAUGCCUUAUUAUGGACAAAUAUUUGCCUUCUGGAAGAAUCUUACAUCGCAUUCGCAAACUUUCCCCGCUUCGCGUCCCUUCUCGGACCUCAAAUCCAAAUCUUGAAACUUGACAAAUUUUUCGGUCAAAUUCCAGAGAUCUCAUUCAUUUCUUGCUGCGUGUCGCUAAAGUCACUAACAAUUAUUCAAAUGGAUGUGACACGAGGGCCGAGAAUGCUGCUGCCUUCCGAAUUUCCCAACUUUAGCAAGACUUUCGCCAAAGUGAGAUUCUUGUCGACGGAAAACAUUUAUUUUGAAAACCCAAGGCAGUUAGAAUUCUUCAAGAAUUUCCUCCAUAGGUUUCCCAAAUUAGAGCAGGUUUCCAUCCCACAUCCACACAGUGGUGGGUCAACAUCAACAGGAGGAGUCAAGAUGAGAAACCCUACGCAAUGGGAGACUAUGAAAACUUUGCAGUUCAAAUAUUUAAUCAAGCCAGUCAUUGACUAUCUAAAUGAACGCCACAACAACAUGAACCUUCCCGUUAAUCCGAUCAGAAGAACGGUCAAUGCUGCAGGCGUUUUUUCCACCGUGUUUCCAGAACUUGCCAAUGCGUGCGCAAAGAAUGGUGCGUUUUUAACCAACGUUAGGCAGAAACAGAUUGAAAAUCUUUUCCUCGCACAGGAUUCCACCCUUGGGAAAAUUUUAUACUUGACGGACGCCCUGAACGAUCGGAGACUCUUGGCGAGAUGGGUUAAUUUGGAGAAAAUCUGCUUAAAAACUUCAGUCUGUGAUAUAAGAUCGGAAACCAGGGAGGGAAAUAAAAUUCCGACAUUUCCCAUUCUGAAAUCGAUUCACUUAAUAUUCGACUCAGAUUCUAUGCUCGAUCCAGGAUUUCAAGCUUUGAAACGCCUGCUUCGUUUAAUGAUUUGCCAAACGCGAGCAAGUGUGAAAGAAUUGGUCGUUCAGUGGUCUCCGUUUGGAAAUGAUACUCCGCCCGAUAUAAUUAAUCCGAUGGAAAUUGUGAAACAUUUACCAAAUCUUGUGAAAUUUCACGCUAGCCAUUGGGAAGGUUGGGAUGAUGACUUACUUCAACUGUUGGGUGGUCUGAGGAAAUUACAGCAUCUGGCGAUUGAGGAUUGUCCACAAUUCACAGAACAUGGAAUUAUGGGCCAUGAUGCAAAUAAACCUGUAAUUUUGCAACUUUCAGAUUUGAGGCAUAUUGAGAUAAUAAAUAAGACUGGAUCAAGCUCAAUAACGGAUCACUGCUUCGAAAAAGCGUUUCAACACUUGAAACUGAAAACAUUUGUAUUUGACGUAUUUCCGAAUUUAGUAAAUGAGAACGUGACAAAAACAGGAUACAAAUGCUUAACUGGAGGAGAAUUUGCAAACUUUAUUGAAGUAUUUCCCCAACCAAGGCACCUUCCCGUGGACAUGCACAAAGACGAGUUUGACCAGUUGAGAAAAUCAUUUCGAAACUGGACGUUUUAAAAAUCAGUACCCAUUUCCAUCCAACUACUCGUCCGCCAUCUUCAGUCGACUCGCCCAAUUCCAGUUUGAAAGUUUCCUUUACCAGGGAUCAGCUACGGCUUCGGUUUACAACUCUGCUCAACUUUUACGUUUCGAAUUCUUACUUUGUCCCAACGUUUCAUUUCAUGCAGUUGGAGUCGAGUCGAAACUAAUUGUUAGUUUGCUUGAAAGUAAGUAAUUUAAAAAUAGGGUUGACCUCGAAAUGUUACUUUUUAUCAACAACUAAAUCAACAUACAUAUUUUCCUAUAAAAUUAUCUAACUGCUGCCCAGAUUUUAUUCAUGUCUCAUUAAUUACAACUAAUUAAGCAAGGAUUAAACCUCCACCAUGUCCAGGCACACAUUCACUUUUAUACGUGCAUACAUGCACUUUAAUAGCUCUUCAAACAGUGGGAAAAAGAACCAAGUGUCAGAGCAAAUGAUAAUUUAUUCAUCUCCGAUAUUUUAUUGACUAUCCUAAUUAGACGUUGCAUGAACUGCCAGUGAUGUAAACAAAAAAUGAGUUAACCAUAAUUUUGACCAGCUCAUGGAGGAGCAAGAUCAUUUUUAACUCUGCCAGGUUCUCACUUUUACUAACAAGACAGCAUCCUCAAUCCUCUCCAGAGAGCUGACCAAUUGCCUCAGGCUUAAUUCAAUCAAAUCAACGUGAACAGAGAGUCUCAGAUAAUUAAUACGGCCAACACCAUGGCGAGAGGCUCCAGCAGAGUGGAUUUUGAUUCGUCAACCAUUCAGCAACUAUUUACUUACCAAACACAAAUAAAUUAACUGGUCAGCAUCACUGAACUUUUGAGAUUUUCAAAUAUUGCAAAACAUCGCGUGUUAGCCCGAUUUUUUAAGAAAGUAAAACGAAACCACACAUCAUGAAUGAUUUCUGACAGUUUAUUUAGUAAAAAAAAAUGCUCAGUUUUAAUCUCACCACAACAAAAAUAAGGGAAUUGUGUGCAGGUGGACAAGUCUCAAGAAUUUGGUUGGUUCAGUUGCCUGGUUUAUUAGAUGUACUGGUAAAAUAAAUAUUGUUAUACAACAAAUGACGAUAAUCACAAGGUAGCAGAAACCAACUCCCGUCAUCUCAUCGCAUGUUUCUUGUUAGUUUAUGUAGUUGAUGCUGAUAGUAAUAACUGACUGUUGUGAUUUUCUUCUUUACUUUGCCUUUCUGUCCGCCUAGCUCAUCAUCUUUCUUCUCCUCGAAAAAAAUUCGGCUAAGUAAACCAAAUCAUUAUUCCAGUCAGUUUAUUUAAAAUGUGCAUUCAUGGGGCAUAUUUUGUAUGCUGGGGUUUGCCAAAUAUUUCGUAUUUAUGCUAUUACUUAGAUAUGUGUGCAUACCUUACGGUGGAAUGCUUGAGGUAACGUGAAAUGAAAUAAUGUUUUGAAAUGAGUUGAAGAUCAUCAAGAUUUAAAACAACUUGGCCACAUAAUAAUAAUUAUAAUUUGUGACAUUGCAUGACCACAAUAAUUUGUUGCAGAUAUGCUAAUAAACAACGUCAAAACAUGCAUACCAACGAGUUCUAAACACACAUUGCAUGGAAAGUAUUCAUAAUUUUAUCAAAUAUUAAUUAACAUUUAUAAAAUUCUUAAAUGUUGAAGCUAUCUGUUGUCGUUUCUUAAAAAAAUUAUCAGAUCCGCAUUCCGCAUCACAUAAAAAUAUAUUCAAGUAUGCACGUAAGAACAUGGAGAUAAGAUGAAGGAGAUAAAGUAAUGGCGAUGUGGUUUCCCAUAAAAUUCUUACUUGUUAAUUUACGACCGUGCAAACCGCCCGCAUUGUUUCUGUUCUGAGGAUGAUGAUUUUCAAGACUUUGAUUUGAUGUACAGAUGGAAGAAUGACCUUUCAUCAAGUGAGCUAAUAACUCUGGUGAUGCAUUGUGUAGACAAAGUCUUGAUGAGGAUGAGGAGUAGUUUUAGACCACUGAAUUAAAGAAUGUUGUACAUUUUGGGCAGGUGAGUUGGUUGGUGAGUAAGAAAUUUGUUUGCACAAGGGUUUACGAGGGAGGAGAGAGACCAAGUCAUAAUUAUAGGUUUAUCUCUUCUUGGGAAAUGUUAAUACUCACUUAAAUCAUAAAAUACAUCAUACCACAUAAAAAUUUAGUUAGUAGCGAUAAUGAAAAUUAAAUCAAAAACAUACAAAAACUUGAUUUUUGAAUUCAUAAAUGUCGAAAUAUUUGAUUUGAUUUCUGGUAAAAAUGCACCAUUUAUGAGUCAUAAAAAUGCACUUCCGUUCCUUGUUUGACAUUCAUUCUUACUUAUGAAUUAUUUGUUUAUCAUUAAAUUUGUAGCGUUAUUACGAGUAUCUUUCUCAGUUUUGUACGUACCCUUUUCGAUACCUCCCAUACAUAAUUUCGGUAAAUAUGUAUGUACGCAUCCACUGAAUGGCGUCUGCUUCCGAGACUAGAACAAAUAUUGAGAUUGGAGAUUCUCGAAAUACAACACGGGAGGAGGAGGAGAUGAGCCUUUAUUUUAUGUAUUUAUUUAAGGGCUAACCAAAAUCAUGGCCAACUAACUAUACCAAUUUAAGCGAGGUAUGAGAAAAGGGACCUUGUUUUCAUCCCUCUCUACUUGACUACCACAUAUCUCUCAUUCUGUUUAUGGGCUACUAUACUUAUCUUUAUUUCAUAUUUACUUUUCUGUCCCUCAUAGUUGAGAACCCAAAUCAUCGUCCAUCUGUGUUUGUGUGUAAAAUGUAUGAUAAGUACAAGUCCCUCCAAAUACGUAGCAGGCAGGCCCUCUGUGUCUGAACAUGAUGAGACUAGAAUUCAAACAUAGAGGAAAAGAAUUAGAAAAGUCAAUGCGUAAGAAGAAGAUUCAAUCUCCAAGUAAUGUGAGAGCUUGGAAAGAUUCCCUUUAGAGAUAUGUGUGUGAAGAAUAUCUGACUUUUUAAGCUUUUUUAAGAUCAAGUUUAAGAGUUGGACCAAGAUUUCAGAAUGAACCAUGAGAACGGUUGUCGAGACUGGAAAAGGGUGGAAUUGAAAUUGAAGAAGUUCUUUUGAAUUUAGAAAACACUUUCUCAUGAUACGAUACCAUUUCUUAGCGGUUUGUUGGUGGGUAAUAGAUUCCAUCCAUCCCUUUUAAAAUGCGUUAAAUAAAAGUAGUAGUGGGUAAAAACCAAGUGGUUAAUGCUCAGAGUAAUUGUACUACUGGUAAAUAUAGCUCAUUUCUGUAUAGCUUAUACAAAAUGAUUGGUCUUUCCUGAUAGCAUUCUGGGUAUGUCGUGUCAUGUUCCGUUUCUUUUUCGGCUCAUUGUUGCACCAAACCAAGUGUUAAAGACUCAUUCAGUCUAAUUACAAUUUUAAAUUGAAUUCAAUUAUUCAAACUGAUUUGGACUAUGCAGCAGAGAGACGACCAAGCUGUUGAAAGAGUGAUUGGCUUGACGGCGACAUAACAAGCAACGCGACAACAAUUUAAAUUCUUGUCCGCCCAAAGUCUCCCAAU